AUAUUGCCUACUCCCACCAAUGUAUAUAUAUAUAUAUAAUAAUAAUAAUAUAACCGUGACACAGUCGCUUUGCAAUUGAUUCGUAACAAUGUCGGAAGCAGUGAAUCCUACAUUACUACGUUAAUAAAUGUGUGUCAUAAUACAGUUGAUCGUUUAACUUAGCAGUCGACUGUACUGGAGGACAAACAAUACGCUGCUAUAUUGGUCGUCGUUUUGCUAUUGGAUUAUUGCCUAUGGGCUACCAGCUUUAUAUUAUAAAUAAGUGACAUCAGUUUUAAAUAUAUAUUAAGCAUAAUGACUAAUCAAGAUAGAGUGGUUUUAAUAACAAAGUCUAAAACGCUCACAUCAACAGUACUCGUAGUCGAACGCCAAGCAGAUAACAACAAUGAGCACAAUGAAAAGAAUGAAUAUUUAGCUGGCGGAGAACAUAGCGGCAUCGUGAUCAGCAAAAUUAGAAAAUACGAUAUUCUAGACGAAACACCCGCAGAUACAUCGAUCCAGUUCUGCGUGUUUCUAGUAAAUGGUCAAACGGGUUUACACACCAAAGAAAGACGUACCAUAAGAUUUUGGUGUAAUGGAGAUAAAACGGUGGACGCAUUAGCAGUGGCAUCUCAAUUUUUUCAAGACUUAAUAUUACCAGAUCAAUUUCCUCUUGAUUAUGUAGGUUUUGUAAAAAGAUUAUUAACUUUAAUGCACAAAGGCUAUAAAUGUGUCUCAAAACUUGAAAUUGAAUUAAAGCAGUUAGAAAGAACAUCAAUAAGACCUGUAAAUCAAGGUACAAUUUUCAACAAUAAUAAUUCAUCAAUUUAUAUUAAUAAGUCAAUCUAUAAAUGUUUUAUAGUUUCUGUUGAAAGCUCGACAUUAAAUUUGGAUAUAUCACCAACUAAAUUACGUGAAUUGAUCGAAUCUUCAUAUCCUAACCCACUAACUAUUGACGAUAUUAACAAAAAACACGGAUGGAAGAACUCAGACAUAAAGGACAAUUUAGAAAAACUACAACAGUCUGGAAUUGUUAAACCUGUCGAUGGUGGUUACACAAGAGUCGUCCUUCAUGACAAAAUUGUAGAACAUAUUCCUAUUAUUCAAUAUAAUCGGCAACCAACUGUGGCCAUUAUAACAGCAGAGUAUUGCGAAAAAGUAGCUGUUGAUAUUUUGAUCGAAAACAAAGAAACAUUUGUACGAUACACCACUGUUGGAGAAUCAAAUGUUUAUACGAUAGGGAAAAUGGGAAACCACAGUGUAGUUUGUACCAAACUUCCUGCACUGGGAUCAAGCAGAGAAGCUACAAUAGCAGCCGGAAAUGCAAUAACUCGCUUAUUAGGGACAUUUCAAAAAGUUGAACAUGUUUUUAUUUGUGGUGCUGGUGGUGGUGUACCACAUUAUACAAGUUAUGACAAACAUGUAAAGCUAGGAGACGUAGUUGUUUCUCAUUGUGGAAACAACCAAAAAGCCGUUUAUACAUACUGCAAAAAUGUCUCAAAUGAAAAUGGAAACAUGAAAUUCCAUUGUCAUCAAUAUAAUCCAAAAAUAUUUGAUAUACAAAUAGCUGCAAUGAAAUUACAAACAGAAGUAAAAUCUAUUGACAAAAAGCCUUUAUGGGAUAUGUAUUUAAGCGAAGCUUUGAAUAAGAUAGAAAAACAAAAAAGCGAUAAUGAAUCUGAUUUUAAACGACCUCCAGCUAAUUCUGACAAACUUCAAAUGUAUAUUGGUGGAACAGAAUUAAUUGAAAUUACUCAUCCCAUUUGUAAUGAUAAGGAUAAUGAUUUAGGUACAAGAAUACAUGUAGGUCCUAUUGGCGGUGGUCAAAGUGUUAUAUCAAAUGCGUUUACAAGACAAAAAUUUACUACUGAGUACAAAUUGCUGGCUAUGGAUUCAGAAUUUGACUCUGUAAUGGGAUCCUUAAUGGGAAACUAUUGUCAUUCUUAUGCUAUUGUUAGAGGCAUUUCAGACUAUAAAGAUGGAUCAGUAAAAAAUGAAUGGCAACCUUAUGCCUCCUUAGCUGCAGCAUCUGUCAUUAAAGCAAUAUUAUCGAUAAUCAAUAUAUAAACUUAUUAAAAUUAUUUAUAUUCCAAAAUAAUCAUGUAAAAUAAGCUUGUUUUUGAAGUUUUUUAGUUUUAAAAAAGUUUUAUUGUAUGGGUUUGUUGUUCCAAAUAAGAUAAAGUGAUUUAGAUAAUUAUUACUAUUUUAAUAUUUUACAAAUCUAAAUAUUUUAAGAAAGCCAG
This is a messenger RNA of Rhopalosiphum maidis (corn leaf aphid), 2222 nucleotides long. RefSeq lists its product as uncharacterized. The transcript has 12 exons. NCBI's taxonomy places the organism in Eukaryota, Metazoa, Arthropoda, Insecta, Hemiptera, Aphididae. The record is from RefSeq and is a predicted model, not a curated record. Gene Ontology annotation, molecular function: catalytic activity. Gene Ontology annotation, biological process: nucleoside metabolic process. Bases 295 to 2046 code for a protein of 583 amino acids.